This is a messenger RNA of Manduca sexta (tobacco hornworm), 825 nucleotides long. RefSeq lists its product as uncharacterized. Bases 243 to 680 code for a protein of 145 amino acids. The transcript is spliced from 6 exons. NCBI's taxonomy places the organism in Eukaryota, Metazoa, Arthropoda, Insecta, Lepidoptera, Sphingidae. The record is from RefSeq and is a predicted model, not a curated record.
CUUCUUACUAUCGCUAAAUUAAAAUAAAAACCAGUCAAACUGACAGUUGGCAUCAAACCAUCCACAAUUAAAAAACAUGCCGCAAUAAUUUUAUCUAAAUGAAACGAAAACGCUAAAACCGAUGUAAUCUAAAUAAAAACAACUGCAUUCUAUGGUGACUCCAAUGAAGUGUCAACGUAUGUUGGAAUAUCGAAGUUGUGGUACCCUUAAACAUUAUAAAGUGAGCCGUCCAUCUGGUAGAAAUGGGCAUAGUCAACAGUAGCAUGUCCAAGAAAAAAAUUGAUGAAGCCACUAGCAAUACUGGUUUGUCCAGCCUGCGAUAUGUGAUCACAGAGAAGCCGAAAUGGAAAGUUUUCAAAAAACGGGAGGCUGUACCCUUAUACCAAUCAUCGGUACGUCCAAUCAAAGGUUGUCCUUGUGGUAACACCGGACCUUGCAAGCAGAAGAUCACGCCACGCGGAGUCACCAUACACUAUCCUCAGAAGUGCGAUUUAAAAUACCAUCUAAAAAAGAAAUUCAACACGUUCAGCACAAAAUCAAGACGGUUUCUUUCGCCGAAAACGGAAAAGACAUAUUAUAACACGAACGCAAGGACCUUGCCAAAAGUGAAAAUUGUGCGUCCAAGGAAAUUUCCGACAUGGAGAAUGGAUAAAAUAUACUAUAAACCAUAUUACAGGUGAUGAAAAACUGGAAAUACAUCAGAAUACAUGGCCUGAACAACGGGAGUCCCGUGAUGAUUAGGCCAAGGCCGUACUGAAUGCCUCCUUCGGAUUAGGUGAAGUCUAUAUUGAGAUAAUGUUAAUAAAUUUUAUUAUCGAUCGUGUU